Messenger RNA from Cladocopium goreaui, 2940 nucleotides. NCBI's taxonomy places the organism in Eukaryota, Dinophyceae, Suessiales, Symbiodiniaceae. The record is from the annotation of a GenBank genome assembly.
AGAUUGGGGCUGCCAUGGAUUCUUUUACCCACCCAAACUUCACCCAAAAAACAGCAAUCCCGUCGGCUCAAAAUUUGUGACCAGGGGUUGCAGUUUCUAUAGACUAUCUAACUGCCCGUCCCAAAAAUUGGCGUCGGAUAGCACGAUGCGUGGUAGAAAACGAUGGUCCAAUGACGCCUUGCUUUGGAACGGGUUUCCGUUCCGGUGCUUGUGGUUCGUGGUUCAGCUCUUUAUGGGGCAAGCCCAAGAGCUAAAUUGGGGAAAGACCAUCGAUGUGGCGGGGCGACAGCGAAUGUUGACGCAGCGCAUGUCGAAGGAGUUUCUUCAAGUUGCCCUUGAUAUCGAUGCCGCCGAUAACCGCGGGCGCAUGUUAGGUAGUAUCAACUUGUUCAACGUGUCCUUGUAUCAGCUCAUCAACGGAGAUUCUGUCACAGGGAUUGUGGGCACACCGAACCACUUGGUCGGCAGCGGCCUGGAUGAGGUUGUGAGCCUCUGGAAGCCUUUCUCCCAACUACUCUUGAACAACGUGGACACCAUCCGAGACGCUUCAGGGUUUGUGGACAUGAACAUCAUAUCGAUGGUCGAAGCACAAAAUGUGCCCGUCUUGGUCAAAUCCAACGUCGUGGUCGGCAGGUUGGUCGAUGCGGCCCAGAGUGCAGGUGCACCCACCAAUGGUCUAGUUGUGGACACGGCUGGCCGCCAAAGAAUGCUGAUCCAGAGAAUGUGCAAAGAGGCCUUGCUGAUCGGAUUGGGCAGUAGCAUCACGACCAACGUGGGGCGACUCAAAGGCACUCAGUUGCUCUUCCUCAACAGCCACGCGGGCAUCGUAGAGGGCGCGACUUGGGCUGGUGUACCAGUCCUGAACAAACUCUGUACCAUGCACCAGAUGAGAGAAGUGACCUACAACAUGCAGGUGUUUAGCCCUCUGCUCAAUCAGAUUCUGAAUGCUCACACAGCCAGCGAGAGUCAGAACAUUGCCAACUCCCUGGCCAAACAGAUCUCGGAUAUGAGCGUUCCGUUGUUUUCCUCCAUGGUCCGUGCCGUGCAGCUCUAUGUCAAUGACGCGGACGAAUGCGAUCCCGCUGCGAGCAUGGGUAGCACAGAUUGGCAAGAUUUGCUUCUGAGAACAGAUGAGCUUCUUCUGCUCGAGGAACAGGCGAACCAGUACUACUUGCAGAUCGGCAACGCAGUGCGCGUUGCCACCAGUCAAGUGGGUCUGGUGGUGACUCUCAACACGAUCCUCGACGCCAUAGACAACUUGGUACAGGGCAAUAAAGGUCUUAACAUCUUGGCGCCGCCCUCGCAAGCGGCCUUGGAUGGGCUUCUGGCAGCCAAGAGCCAAUGGGACGAGCUCCAACUUGCGUAUGAGCCGGCCGUGAGCAAUAUCAACGCCGUCACGGCUGUGGAGGUGACCAAAAUCGAUCGACUUGGGACGGCCUUUCAGAGUCGCUUGCUGGAGAUCGUCAAUAUGUACGAGACGGUGGCGUUUGAAGUACGCACCACCACCAGCCCAAGUCCCUUGAGUGACCCCGUGGUCGUGCGAGAAGUGCCCAUCCACACAAUUCAAGUGGCACAUCAACAGAAAGCCAAUGCCGCGAAGAUCGCUUCGGUGGCCAAUCUCGUGGCAUAUUCCAACGGCUCCAGUGACGACUUUGGAGGAGUCGAUUUGGUGAACCAGACCAGAGAUAACUUCAUCGCCACCCACUAUUCUCUGUUGGAGGGCAAGCCAGCGACCGGGCUCUUCCCGGCCAUCGCAGAGGAGCACAGUGUCUGUGCCAUCAGGCAGAUGCAGGACAUCUAUACUGACUUUGUCGCGGUGGAUAGGUAUGCUCAGGAGGGUAAGACGAAUCCCUUGAUGCUGGGGCCGCUGGCAGAUGCGGUCGAGAAGGUUAUCACAAAGUACACUGCGGUCAUCGACUACUACAAACAGGGCUCCAUCGCCUGUUCCAAUCGCAGCUACGUCCUGGCCGAAUGGGAACUUCUCAUCGAAGCCGUUGGAUCCCUCCGAAGCCUCACGCAGGAGGCCUGUGCGGACUAUAUCCUGGCUACUCAAGGUACCGAGCCCAUUUUCCAGGAGCGAUCGGAUCGUAGCAUGGCGGCACUCCUCGCCGCUUUCCGCGCACUCGCCUAUGGUACGGAUACCUUACCCGCGCCGCCCUCGCAGAGCAUCUUCGACCAGGUGAUCAACAAGGUGAAACCAGCCUUUGACCUUUUCAUCGUAGCUGUCACGGAAGCCAACACCAUGAAUGUGGUGCUGCAGGGUGACAACGUUGCUGUACAGGGCACCGAAGUGAAGAGAUUGUACUUUGACCAAGCCUUGUCCACCUUGGCUUCCUUCCCUGUGGGCCGGUUGGAGGCUGGGCAGGACCAACAGUUCCGCGUCAACCAGAUGGUGAAGUUGUCCUUCAUGUUCAUCUAUGACAUCACGGCCACAACCACCACGCUACAGAAUUCCAUCGCGGAGUUUGAUGCGGUGCACCUAAUGCUGAAGGAUGGAGGUCCGGACAUUCCGGCCAUCGUCGACCAACGGGACGAUCUCCUCACCCAGUGGAGUCGUGUGGAUGGAAAGUGGAAAGAACUUAAACAACUUCUUCUGACGCGAAGCGUUGCAGACGUUCCGAACUUGCAGGCCACCAAAGAUAUUCUCAUCGAGGAAAUGAUCGUCCUACAAGGGCUGUUUGCCAUUCCGGAUCAGCCUGUAGCAGAGACGUUUCCGUGGAUGUUUGUGGCCUACGGAGCCAUGGGCCUUUUCCUCUUGUCUUGCGCCUGCGGUGCCGUCUAUAUCCAUUUUGUCUCACGCAGGAAAAAGAGCACCCAGAACCAAAAUGGCUGGAGCCAGGCUUAGUCUGACCCAGCGCUUGCGGGGUGAGAGCGCAACCCAUGACGUAGCGAUUGUUUUUUCCGUUUUUUUGAAAGGAAAACCUGGUUGAUGAAUAGGAU